AUGACGGGGACCUCGUCCGUUUUGCACAGCGCGAAGGGCGGGCGCGUGGGCCUGGUCAAUGUGGGGAACACGUGCUUCAUGAAUGCGGCACUGCAGUGCUUGAGCCACACCGACAGCCUCACCGCCUACUUCCUCCGCGGCGAGUGGAUGCACGAGGUGAAUGAUACGUCGAGGGAUGGAUCUGGCGGAGCAGUCGUGCGCGAGUACUCUGCCCUGCUCGAGCGUCUGUGGGUGGGCGAGGCGAGCACGCACAAGCCGGCAGCCUUCAAGGCGACGCUCUCACGCUUCGCGCCUCAGUUUGAGGGGUAUCGUCAGCACGAUGCGCAGGCCGGCUCUACCUGCCCCGUAACCCCCGGCCGCCUCUACCUGCCCCCACACCCUCGCCGCCGCAACGUAACCGGCGCCACCCAGCCACCGACCACCACACCCACCGCCCAUAACGCACGCGCCCCUUGCCCCCGCGUGCGCCAGGGCCAACUCAAAUCUGUGCUGCGCUGCUCCGUCUGCGGCGCGACGCGCACCAAGUUUGACCCGUUCAUGUACCUCUCACUGCCGAUGCCGCGAGUCGGCGCCGGCGAGGUGCUGACGCUCGAGCGUUGCUUGCGCGAGUUUAUGCGUGAGGAGCGGCUCGACGGCGACAACUUGUGGCGCUGCUUCUGCUGCAACGACUUCCGGCCCGCCACAAAGACGCUCUCUAUCUGGAAGCUCCCCUCGCACCUCGUCGUCCACCUCAAGCGCUUUGGCGCCGUCGCCAGCGGCCCUCGCGCCACCGCGCAGCCCCGCGCUCGUGAGCGGCAGGGCUGUCGUUAG
This is a messenger RNA of Emiliania huxleyi CCMP1516, 810 nucleotides long. RefSeq lists its product as hypothetical. The record is from RefSeq and is a predicted model, not a curated record. Bases 1 to 810 code for a protein of 269 amino acids. Gene Ontology annotation, biological process: protein deubiquitination. Gene Ontology annotation, molecular function: cysteine-type deubiquitinase activity. The transcript has 2 exons. NCBI's taxonomy places the organism in Eukaryota, Haptophyta, Isochrysidales, Noelaerhabdaceae.